CUCUUCGCCAACUUUGCCCUUCGCCGCGAAUAAUCUCUGAGUCGAAAUGGGAACCAACAUUAGCGCAAUUGUGUUGUCUCUCCUCGUUUCCACAUUGUUAUUCUCUCUUGUGUCCUCUGCAUCCAAUGAUGGCUUGCUUAGAAUUGGACUGAAAAAGGUGAAAGCGGAUCUCAACACCAUGACGGCUGCACAGCUUGAUUCCAAGAAGGCAGAGGCUUUGAGAGCUUCCAUUAGAAAGUAUCAUCUAGGUGGUGAGAAUCUUGGGGACUCUGCGGAUGCUGAUAUUGUUUCGUUAAAGAACUACUUGGAUGCUCAGUACUAUGGUGAGAUUGGAAUUGGUACCCCUCCUCAGAAGUUCACUGUCAUUUUUGACACUGGAAGCUCGAAUCUCUGGGUCCCGUCAGCAAAGUGCUAUUUCUCCAUUGCUUGUUAUUUCCAUGCCAAGUAUAAAUCAAGCCAAUCGAAAACAUACAGGAAAAAUGGGAAACCUGCUUCCAUUCAGUAUGGGAGUGGAGCUGUUUCAGGUUUCUUUAGUUAUGAUGAUGUCAAAGUAGGUGACCUAGUUGUAAAGGAUCAGGAAUUUAUUGAGACAACUGGGGAGCCUGGUGCCACAUUUCUGCUUGCCAAGUUUGAUGGGCUACUGGGGCUUGGAUUUCAAGAGAUUUCAGUUGGAGAUGCUGUUCCAGUAUGGUACAACAUGGUUAAGCAAGGUCUUGUCAAGGAACCUGUGUUUUCCUUUUGGCUCAAUCGUAAGACAGAAGAAGAAGAAGAAGGGGGUGAAAUUGUGUUUGGUGGUGUUGAUCCAAAACACUUCAAGGGAAAGCACACGUACGUUCCUGUAUCACGAAAAGGAUAUUGGCAGUUUGACAUGGGUGAUGUUCUUAUUGGCGGUAAAUCGACUGGAUACUGUGGUCGUGGCUGUUCAGCUAUUGCUGAUUCUGGAACUUCUCUGUUGGCUGGUCCAACGACUGUAAUUACCAUGAUAAACCAUGCCAUUGGAGCCUCUGGAGUUGCAAGUAAGGAGUGCAAAGCUGUGGUUCAACAGUAUGGACAAAACAUUAUAGAUUUGCUCUUGGCACAGGUGGAAUCUAAGAAGGUCUGCUCCCAAAUUGGAUUGUGCACCUUUGAUGGUACUAAAGGUGUAAGUGCUGGCAUUGAGAGUGUGGUGGAUGAGAAGAAUGGCAAGUUUUCCAGCAUUCUUGGUGAUGCCUCGUGCUCUGCUUGUGAGAUGGCAGUUGCGUGGAUGCAAAACCAGUUAAUGCAAAAUCAGACACAAGAGCGCAUAUUGAACUAUGUCAAUGAGCUCUGUGACCGAAUGCCAAGUGCUAAUGGAGAAUCAACUGUAGACUGUGGAAGCCUGUCUUCGAUGCCCAAAAUUUCUUUUACCAUUGCUGAUAAAGUCUUUGACUUGCGACCAGAGGAGUACAUACUCAAGGUGGGUGAGGGUGCUCAAGCUCAGUGCAUCAGCGGGUUCACUGGUCUGGAUGUUCCUCCUCCUCGUGGACCUCUCUGGAUUUUGGGAGAUAUCUUCAUGGGUAGGUAUCACACCGUCUUUGAUUAUGGCAACCUAAGAGUUGGGUUUGCACAGGCAGCAUAAGAUAGCCCUUUUUAAAAAUAAUAAUCUCUGUUUAUUAUCUGUUGUGGACCUCUGUAAACAUGAUGAGGUUGAUGGGUGGAAUGUUUUGGUGUUUGACCUUUGAAUGAUAACAGUGCCUGUAAAUAUGUAUGUUUGGAGUUUGGUUGUCCCUUUCUACCAAUACAUAUUUAAAAGAUGGAGUUGGAAUGGAGGUACCUUAAGCAGUGCAUUAUAUUAUACUCUUA
Messenger RNA from Humulus lupulus (European hop), 1821 nucleotides. RefSeq names its product aspartic proteinase-like. Gene Ontology annotation, biological process: lipid metabolic process; proteolysis. The record is from RefSeq and is a predicted model, not a curated record. NCBI's taxonomy places the organism in Eukaryota, Viridiplantae, Streptophyta, Magnoliopsida, Rosales, Cannabaceae. Gene Ontology annotation, molecular function: aspartic-type endopeptidase activity. Bases 47 to 1597 code for a protein of 516 amino acids. The transcript has 14 exons.